CUAGAAAACUAUAUCACUCUCUGCAAAAUUCUCAUUCGUAUUCUCUCUCUCUCUCUCUCUCUUGUUCGGUGCUCUUUGUUAUUUCUCUCUCUCUAUAACUUCGCGGAGGAAGCAAUUCUGGACCGGUCCGCCGGUGCUGACGUGGACGGCGUGUCCCGAUCUCCGGAGUUGGAGGGUUUAAGCUUCGUCAGAGUCUCUCCAGGUUGAUUAGUAAUCGUUGUGAUUUGUUGUUAAGUGAUCCAGACACUGGACCCCGUUUUGCUUUAGGCCUGUUGAUACAUUUAUUCUGGCAGCUCUUUACUUUUUUCCUGGAAGUGCAGUUGCUUGGAGUCCAGUGCUUGAAGAAUUUUAGUGAGAGUAACCCCUUAUUAUGAUGGCAUCAAGAUCAUGUGGAAAUUUUUUGGACUUGGCUUCUGGCGGAAUGCUGGAUGUUUCCCAAACUCCUAGAGGUCUUCCAAGGGUCAUGACUCUUCCUGGCAUUAUAUCUGAUGGUAAUGGGAGCAGUGAUGCAGACUCAGAUAGCACAUCGACUGUAUGCCGGGAACGGAAAAUCAUAGUGGCAAACAUGUUACCUUUGCAGGCCCAAAAGGAUCCUGCAACUGGUAAAUGGCGCUUUAGUUUGGAUGAAGAUUCGAUAUUGUUACAAUCAAAGGAUGGAUUUUCACCUGAGACUGAGGUCAUAUAUGUUGGAUCUCUCAAAGUAGAAAUAGACCCCAAUGAGCAGGAAGAAGUUGCACAGAGACUUCUAGAUGACUUCAACUGCGUACCCACUUUUCUUCCUCUUGAUAUCCAGAAGAAGUUCUAUUAUGGUUUUUGUAAGCAACAGCUCUGGCCUCUGUUCCAUUACAUGCUUCCUAUGUGCACGGAUCAUGGAGAUCGCUUUGACAGACAGCUCUGGCAGGCUUACGUGUCUGCAAAUAAGGUUUUUGCUGAUAAGGUCAUGGAGAUAGCCAAUCCAGAGGAUGAUUUCAUCUGGAUUCAUGAUUACCAUCUCAUGGUACUCCCUACAUUUCUAAGGAAGCGCUAUAAUAGAGUCAAGCUUGGGUUUUUUCUUCACAGCCCAUUUCCUUCGUCAGAGAUAUACAGAACACUGCCCGUUAGAGAUGAAAUUCUGAAAGGAUUAUUGAAUUCUGAUUUAAUAGGUUUCCAUACAUUUGACUAUGCUCGUCAUUUCCUGUCUUGUUGUGGUAGAAUGCUAGGCCUGGACUAUGAAUCUAAGAGGGGGCAUAUUGGACUGGAUUACUUUGGCCGUACAGUGUAUAUAAAGAUUCUCCCAGUAGGUAUUCACAUGGGUAGACUGGAAUCUGUGUUGAAUCUGCCCUCUACAUGCAAUAAAGUCAAAGAGAUCCAAGAACAGUUCAAGGGCAAGAAAGUGAUUCUUGGAGUUGAUGACAUGGAUAUAUUUAAAGGCAUCAGUUUGAAGUUGCUAGCUUUUGAACAGCUCUUGGAGCAACAGAAGGAGUUGCAGGGAAAGCUAGUGUUGGUUCAAAUAGUGAAUCCGGCGAGGAGCUCUGGAAAAGAUGUCCAAGAAGCCAAAAAGGAAACAUACUUAACUGCUAAAAGAAUUAAUGAGGUUUAUGGGUGUGAUGAUUAUGAACCUGUGAUUUUGAUUGAUCGUCCUGCACCUCGCGAUGAGAAGACUGCCUAUUAUGCUAUAGCAGAAUGCUGCAUAGUUAAUGCAGUGAGGGACGGAAUGAACUUGGUCCCGUAUAAAUAUAUAGUUUGCAGGCAGGGUUCGUCUAGUAUGGAUCAAGCUAUGGGUAUAAAACCAGAUUGUCCAAGGACUAGCAUGCUUGUUGUGUCGGAGUUUAUUGGUUGCUCACCAUCUUUAAGUGGGGCAAUUAGGGUGAAUCCGUGGGACAUUGAUGCUGUUGCUGAGGCCAUGAACACAGCAAUCACCAUGCCUGAUGCAGAAAAGCAAUUGCGGCAUGAGAAACACUACCGUUAUGUUAGUUCUCAUGAUGUAGCUUAUUGGGCUCGCAGCUUCAUGCAGGACUUGGAGAGAGCUUGCAAGGAUCACUAUGAUAAGCGUUGUUGGGGCAUUGGCUUAGGCCUGGGUUUCAGAGUCCUAUCACUUUCUCCAAGUUUUAGGAAGUUAUCAGUUGAUCACAUUGUCUCAGCAUAUAAAAGGACAAGCAGAAGAGCGAUAUUUCUGGACUAUGAUGGUACUGUUGUAUCUCAAUCCUCCAUGGUCAAAUCCCCUAGCCCUGAAGUGGUGAAUGUGCUCAAUGCUCUGUGUAAUGAUCCUAAUAACACAGUGUUCAUUGUUAGUGGGAGAGGAAGGAGUUCAUUAAGUGAUUGGCUUGCUCCAUGUGAAAAAUUGGGACUGGCUGCUGAACAUGGAUUUUUUCUGAGGUGGGACAAAACUUCUGAAUGGGAAUCGUUAGCUGCUGAUCUUGAUUGGAAAGAAAUUGUGGAGCCUAUUAUGAAACUGUACACAGAAGCAACUGAUGGAUCCAGUAUGGAAGUUAAAGAUAGUGCAUUGGUGUGGCAUCAUCAGGAUGCUGACCCUGACUUCGGCUCCUGUCAGGCCAAGGAACUCUUGGAUCAUUUGGAAAAUGUUCUUGCAAAUGAACCUGCUGUUGUUCGGAGGGGACAGCAUAUUGUAGAAGUAAAACCACAAGGAGUGACCAAAGGCUCAGUUGCUGAGAAGGUUCUCUCAAUGUUGGCCAGUAAUGGGAAGGCACCAGAUUUUGUUGUGUGUAUUGGAGAUGAUAGAUCGGACGAAGAUAUGUUCGAGAGCAUACUGAAUGCUGUCUCUAGUUCAUCCCUUCCUGCUGUUCCAGAGAUCUUUGCUUGCACUGUUGGGCAAAAGCCAAGCAAGGCGAAAUAUUAUCUUGACGAUACUGGCGAUGUCGUGAGACUGCUUCGAGGUCUCGCCAAUGCCUCGAACCCGAAGCCUCGAGACAGUGCCCAAUUCCAGGUUUCAUUUGACAGUGUCUUCUGACAAAUGUAAGGUAGGUUUAUGUAAAUUGUUGUGCUUUUUGGGAGACUCCUCUUCUGCUGACCAGGAAAAAGAAAAUUUGACCAAAAUAUUAACUUAAAUAGGAUGUGGAAACUGGACUACAGUUGUUUUUUGGUUCUCUCCAGGUCCUCGGUGGGCUGUGGAUCUUUAGUAUAGUGUCUUUAAAGUGUAGUUUUGCGGAUAUGUCCAUAUAGUGGCUGCCUUAAUUUGAUUAGUUGGCACCAUUACAUUGUAUAGUCAACAUUGCUUCUCUAAUGUAAUUCUAAUUUGAGUCGUGAUUUUGGCUUGUUUAUA
Sesamum indicum (sesame) is the source of this 3259-nucleotide messenger RNA. Its product is annotated as putative alpha,alpha-trehalose-phosphate synthase [UDP-forming] 10. Lineage: Eukaryota; Viridiplantae; Streptophyta; Magnoliopsida; Lamiales; Pedaliaceae. Gene Ontology annotation, biological process: trehalose biosynthetic process. The record is from RefSeq and is a predicted model, not a curated record. Gene Ontology annotation, cellular component: cytosol. Gene Ontology annotation, molecular function: trehalose-phosphatase activity.